Triticum aestivum (bread wheat) is the source of this 1643-nucleotide messenger RNA. RefSeq lists its product as uncharacterized. NCBI's taxonomy places the organism in Eukaryota, Viridiplantae, Streptophyta, Magnoliopsida, Poales, Poaceae. The transcript has a single exon. The coding region runs from base 540 to 1454 and encodes 304 amino acids. The record is from RefSeq and is a predicted model, not a curated record.
UGGUCGGUCGCGCUGUCACCAGGGAACAGUGGCUCGCCGGCGACCAGCUCCGCCAUGACGCAGCCGAGCGACCAGGCGUCCACGAGCUCGUCGUAGUCCGGCUUCCCCAGGAGCAUCUCCGGAGCCAUGUACCAGAGCGUGUCGGCCUGACCGCGCGCGGCGGAAACGGCCAGCCCGAGGUCGUAUAUCUUCACCACGCCAUCGCCACCGACGAGGAUGUUCCCGGGCUUGAUGUCCCGGUGGACGAUACCGCGCUCGUGCAUCUUGCCGGCGCCGCUCAGCAGCUGCCGCAUGACGCGCCGCGUCUCCUCCUCAGCGAACCGCCCGCGGCGAUCACGCAGAACGCGGCUGAGGCUCGGGCCGACGUGGUCCAGCACGAGCCGCAGCAGGUCGCGCCGGUGGCGCGGUGGCGCGCCGUGACGACAACGCCGUAGUGGAUUGAAACGUGGCGCGCGGGCAACGCGUGGUGCGUGUUUGCCACUCCUCAAUCGGAUUCCACUGGAGCGAAACGCGCUUCCGAAUUCGACCGGGAGUGGAGUAUGGUCACCGCCUCGCCGGGAGAUAUAAGCUGCAUUGGGGGCCUCGCGGUAGGCGAUCGCCUUCUUCCUUCCCAAUUUCCCCAUCCAAUCCUCCCCACUCCCCCAUCCAAUCCAAGAUCGAUCGCAGGAGCAGCUCGCGGGAAAGCCGCCGCCGCCAUGGCCGCGCAGAUGCUCCGCCGGUGGAAUAGCUUCUACGGCGCCUUCGACCCCGUGGACGCCGCCAUCGAGGCCGCCGACCCAGACCAAUUUUCCCGCCACGUGUUCCAGCGCGCGAGGGGGGACCUAUUGGUAGGGCUCUGCAACGCCGCCGACAACGACCAGGCGGAGCGAAUCUGCGGGAUUCUCGACGACCUCAUGGCAGAGUCUCUCGAGACGCUCAGGGUGGUUCCAUCGACGCCGGAGGUGCCCAUCCCCACGGAACUCGCCGAGUCUGUGCGCGCGCUGCGGGAACACGACUCGGAGCGCGUCCGCCUCCUCGCGCGCGGCAUCGUGAGCGGGUGGGAGACCUCCAUCCAGGACGAGGUCGCCAAGGUCACACCAGCCAUGAAGAAGCUGCCGCAGCCCAAGGCGACCGUCGGCCAGCAGCAGCGUGCCUCCGCCGAUCCUGACGUGAAGGCGAAGCGACCUCCCAAGAUCGUCGGCGAGCCGUUGUCCAAGAAGACGGCUGAAAUCAUCAAAAAGGUGUCCGAUCCUGCCGCCGGCUUCGUCGACAGUGAUCGUGCCGUGUUCUGCUCGGAGGAGAAGAUGGAAGCCGCAAAGCGCAAGCUCCGCCAGGGUUACCAAGAAGCAGAGGACGCCAAACGGCGGCGCAAGACGCAGUUGGUUCAGGCGCCCAAGAUGAUGCAGCCAAUCAGGAGGUGCAGCAGCUCCAUGGUCAAGAAAACCUUCGCGGUCAGGACGCAGCUUCACGUGUAGCUCUAGUCAAGAAACUACUGUAGUAGAUCCAGAACUAGUGUCCUGGUCACAUAUUAUAUGUAAUCCUUCUUCUCGAAUCUCGAACAUGCCAUACUGCAGUUGAAACUAGCACUACUGCAAAUGUAGUUGCUCGUAGCUCGUAUGCAUGUUAUGUAUGUGAUCGGAAGAAGUUGAUGAAUUGAAAGCAAG